Messenger RNA from Trichoderma gamsii, 1032 nucleotides. RefSeq lists its product as hypothetical. Gene Ontology annotation, biological process: translation. Gene Ontology annotation, molecular function: structural constituent of ribosome. Bases 1 to 1032 code for a protein of 343 amino acids. Gene Ontology annotation, cellular component: mitochondrial large ribosomal subunit. The transcript has a single exon. NCBI's taxonomy places the organism in Eukaryota, Fungi, Ascomycota, Sordariomycetes, Hypocreales, Hypocreaceae. The record is from RefSeq and is a predicted model, not a curated record.
AUGACAAGAAUAUUAAGCAGAGCGGCGAGGCCGUGCCUCCGACGGCUCAGCUCAGAGACCACAAAUCUUCGAGGGGCCUUCUCUCUCAGCUCAUACGCCCACAACUUCUCGACAUCAGAUGCUCAGCAUGCGACUCCCGGCUUGCGAUCCGUUCCCGAAGGCGCUCAGCCGCCUAUCGAGAUUGCUCCCGCAACAAAACCCCCCAGCGCGCGACCAAUUGAUACCCGAAAGAGUCAGAUGAUUCGAACAUAUACUUCGCUGCUCCGUACCACGCCCCUCAUCCUGUUCUUCCAGCACAGCAACCUCACAGCAGUGGAGUGGGCUGCCGUAAGGAGAGAGCUGAAAAAGGCAUUGGACGGUGUCCCACCAGUGAAUGCCAUUCCAGGCGCUGAACCUGUGGAUCUUUCUUCAAAAGUACAGCUGCAAGUGCUGAGGACCAACAUGCUGAAUGUGGCCCUGAAGCUUGUGGAAUUCUACGACCCCGAGACUGCGGCUGCCUCAAAGACUACGCCUCGAACAUCCAAAGGACCGGUAGUUCACGAUCUGUCAAAGGCUGCUUAUGAGCAGAUCAAGACCGCCGAAAUCUCACCCGAGUCUGCCUACGCCCAGAUUGAGCCUCUCAUGGUUGGACCCCUAGCCGGCCUUAUCAUUCCUGCGGUUUCUCCAGCACACGUCGCAGCAGCCUUGAGUGUUCUCGCCCCGGUCUCUGGAAAAUUCCCUGCCCCGACUCGGAGGAAGAACCCCGGAUACUACGAUCCCACUUUCCAAAACGGCUUGGCGAAGCUGGUGUUAAUAGGAGGCCGCAUUGAAGGCAAGGUCUUUGACCAGGCAGGAAUUCACUGGGUCGGUGGUAUUGAGGGUGGUCUUGACGGCCUUCGCGCGCAGCUGGUGGCCAUUCUCCAGGGCGCAGGUCUGGGCAUCACAUCCACACUGGAGGGCGGCAGCCGCAGCUUAUGGUUGGCUCUGGAGGGACGAAAGGAGCAGUUGGACGAAGAAUCAAAGAAGGAUGCGCCUGCGGAUACAUCUUCGUAG